CAGGAAUAGGCGGCCCUGGAAGGGGGCGGAGCCGUUUCAGCUUCGCUGAGCUUCGGCGUGUCCUGUUCACCCCUUCCUUUUCUGGCUGCCCGGGGAGCCGGUCGCGGUGGCAGCGCAGCGAUGGCGCUGAGCCUGACGGUGAACUCGGAGGUUCCCCCGCUCGGAGCUUUGCUAACUGUAGAGCAUGUGAAAAAUGAUGUCAAAAUUUCGGUUGAAGAAGGCAAAGAGACCAUCCUCCGUGUAUCUGACCAUGCUGUGUUCACUGAUGUGAAUUCCAUAGUUCGCUAUCUGGCUAGAGUUGCUACUUCCGCAGGGCUAUAUGGUUCUAAUCUUCUGGAACACACUGAGAUUGACCAUUGGCUGGAAUUCAGCGCGACAAAGUUAUCUACCGGUGCCCAGUUUGGUUCAGCACUCCUUGAGCUUAAUCACUGUCUGUCUCUAAGGACCUACUUGGUUGGAAACUCCCUGAGUCUGGCAGAUUUGUGUGUCUGGGCUGUACUAAAAGGCAGUAGUGCAUGGCAAGAACAGUUGCAGCAAAACAAGGCUCCAGUCCAUAUGAAGCGCUGGUAUGGCUUUCUUGAGGCACAGUGUGCCUUUCAGUCAGUGGGUACCAAGUGGGCUGCAACUGCAUCAAAGACCAAAGUGGCAACAGAAAAGAAACAAGAUGUUGGGAAAUUUGUGGAACUCCCAGGUGCAGAGAUGGGGAAGGUCAUUGUUCGGUUUCCUCCUGAAGCCAGUGGUUACUUACAUAUUGGUCAUGCAAAAGCUGCUCUGCUAAAUCAGCAUUACCAGGUUAACUUUAAAGGAAAACUCAUCAUGAGGUUUGAUGACACAAAUCCUGAAAAAGAAAAAGAAGACUUUGAAAAGGUUAUCCUGGAAGACGUUGCGAUGCUGCACAUCAAACCAGAUCAAUUUACAUAUACCUCAGAUCACUUUGAAACUAUAAUGAAAUAUGCUGAGAAGCUUAUUCAAGAAGGGAAGGCGUACGUGGAUGAUACUCCUGCAGAACAAAUGAAAAUGGAGCGUGAGCAGAGAAUAGAAUCUAAACACAGAAAUAACUCUGUUGAGAAGAAUCUACAAAUGUGGGAAGAAAUGAAAAAGGGAACAGAAUGUGGACAAAUGUGUUGUCUACGAGCAAAAAUAGACAUGAAUAGUAACAAUGGGUGUAUGAGAGACCCAACCCUUUAUCGUUGCAAAAACCAACCACACCCACGCACUGCAAGUAACUACAAUGUUUAUCCUACAUAUGACUUUGCCUGCCCCAUUGUUGACAGUAUUGAAGGUGUCACACAUGCAUUAAGAACAACAGAAUACCAUGACAGAGACGAGCAGUUCUACUGGAUCAUUGAAGCCUUGGGCAUAAGGAAGCCAUACAUCUGGGAGUACAGUCGUCUAAACCUCAACAACACUGUGCUAUCUAAAAGAAAGCUCACCUGGUUUGUCAAUGAAGGGCUGGUAGAUGGAUGGGAUGAUCCAAGAUUUCCCACUGUGCGUGGUGUGCUGAGAAGAGGCAUGACUGUUGAAGGACUAAAACAGUUUAUUGCUGCACAGGGCUCCUCCCGAUCUGUUGUCAACAUGGAAUGGGAUAAAAUUUGGUCAUUUAACAAAAAGGUCAUAGACCCAGUGGCACCUCGGUAUACUGCUUUACUGAAGGAUGAAGUGGUCACUGUGAACGUUCCUGAAGCCCUAGAUGAGAUGAAAGAAGUGGCCAAACAUCCAAAGAAUGCUGAUGUUGGCUUGAAGCCUGUGUGGUACAGUUCCAAAGUGCUGAUUGACGGUGCAGAUGCAGAGACUUUGACUGAGGGAGAGACUGUUACAUUCAUUAAUUGGGGCAACAUUAUCAUCACUAAAAUACACAGAAACUCAAGCAGGAAAAUUGUGUCCAUUGAUGCCAAGCUGAACAUGGAGAACAAGGACUACAAAAAAACCACUAAAAUCACUUGGCUUGCAGAGACCCCACAUGCGCCUCUCAUUCCAGCUGUCUGCGUUAACUAUGACCAUCUAAUCACCAAACCUGUCCUAGGUAAAGAUGAAGAUUUCAAGCAAUAUGUCAACCGAAAUAGUAAGCAAGAAGAACUGAUGUUAGGUGAUCCUUGCCUUAAGGAGUUGAAAAAAGGAGACAUUAUACAACUUCAGAGAAGAGGAUUUUUUAUUUGCGAUCAACCCUAUGAACCAGUUAGCCCAUACAGCUGUAAAGAAGCCCCAUGCGUUUUGAUUUAUAUCCCUGAUGGGCACACAAAGGAAAUGCCAACAUCUGGCUCAAAAGAGAAGACGAAAGCAGAAACUGCAAAGAAAGAGGCUAGUUCAACUUCAAAGGGAAAGUCUGUUCCACUUGUUGCUGAUACCUGUAUUCCAGCCUCUGCUCCAUCUGAGGACCCCCUGGUCUUUUACAACAGAGUGUCUGCUCAGGGUGAUGUAGUUCGUGAUUUGAAAGGUAAAAAGGCUGCAAAGGAAGAUAUUGACACAGCUGUGAAACAGCUAUUGGCCUUGAAGGUGGAAUACAAGGAGAAGACAGGCCAGGAGUAUAAGCCUGGAAAUCCUCCUGCAGCAGCUGUAGCAGUACCAAAUGUUUCUUCGACACCUCAGACCUCCAGCAAUCUGGACAGCAAAGCUCUUUAUCAUAAAGUAGCUGAGCAAGGGGAGGUGGUCAGAAAACUGAAAGCUGAGAAAGCCUCUAAGGAUAAAGUAGAUGAAGCAGUGAAACUCCUCCUUUCUCUGAAAGCAGAGUAUAAAGAAAAGACUGGGCAGGACUACAAGCCAGGACACGUGCCAGCAACUCAGAUAUCUAUACCCCAAACAACAAGCACAGAAAUCAAUGGCCCAGACACACCAGAAGCUAAAGCUCUGUUUAACAAGGUGGCUUGUCAAGGAGAAGAGGUCCGUAAACUAAAAGCAGGAAAAGCAGAAAAGGAUAAAAUAGAUACAGCAGUGCAGGAACUGCUUCAACUGAAGGCCCAGUACAAGUCUCUUGCAGGAGUAGACUAUAAACCUGUCUCUGCCACUGGUGUUGAGGAUAAAGAUAAGAAAAAAAAAGAGAAGGAGAACAAGUCUGAAAAGCAGAAUAAGCAACAAAAACAGAGUGAUACUCAGAAGAAAGAAUAUCAGAAAGACCAAGGUGGUAAUGGCCUCUCCUCAGACGGUUCAGGAGAAGGUCAAGGGCCUAAGAAACAGACCAGGCUCGGUCUAGAAGCUAAAAAAGAAGAAAAUCUUUCUGAUUGGUUUUCUCAGGUGAUCACAAAAUCAGAGAUGAUUGAAUACUACGAUGUGAGUGGCUGCUACAUUCUUCGUCCAUGGACUUUUUUCAUUUGGGAAACCAUCAAGGAUUUUUUCGAUGGUGAGAUCAAGAAACUUGGUGUAGAAAACUGCUACUUUCCCAUGUUUGUGUCCCAGGCUGCUCUGGAGAAAGAGAAGACUCAUAUUGCUGACUUUGCCCCUGAGGUUGCUUGGGUUACGAGAUCUGGUAAAACAGAGCUGGCUGAACCAAUUGCUGUACGUCCUACAAGUGAAACAGUAAUGUAUCCUGCCUUUGCAAAGUGGGUGCAGUCACAUAGAGAUCUUCCUAUCAAGCUUAAUCAGUGGUGCAACGUAGUGCGUUGGGAGUUCAAACAUCCUCAGCCUUUCCUGCGCACUCGUGAGUUCCUUUGGCAGGAAGGACACACGGCAUUUGCUACGUAUGAAGACGCAGCAGAAGAGGUAUUGCAGAUUCUUGAUCUGUAUGCUCGGGUGUAUGAAGAACUCCUGGCAAUACCUAUUGUGAAAGGAAGAAAAACUGAAAAAGAGAAGUUUGCAGGUGGAGACUAUACAACCACUGUGGAAGCAUAUGUAUCUGCCAGUGGAAGAGCUAUCCAGGGAGCAACAUCGCACCAUCUCGGGCAGAAUUUUUCAAAAAUGUUUGAGAUUGUGUUUGAAGAUCCCAAGAUACCGGGAGAAAAACAGUUCGCCUAUCAAAACUCUUGGGGCAUUUCAACUCGGACCAUUGGAGUGAUGACAUUGAUCCAUGGAGAUAAUAUGGGCUUGGUGCUACCACCUCGGGUAGCUUGUGUUCAGGUUGUAAUUAUUCCUUGUGGCAUCACAAAUUCUCUUUCUGACGAGGACAAAGAGGCACUGAUGAAGAAAUGUAAUGAAUAUCUUAAAAGGCUGCUCCGUGUCAAUGUCCGCGUACGUGCUGACUUAAGAGACAACUAUUCACCUGGUUGGAAGUUCAAUCACUGGGAGCUUAAGGGUGUUCCCAUCAGGCUUGAAGUGGGACCACGAGAUAUGAAGAACGGCCAGUUUGUAGCUGUCAGAAGAGACACAGGACAGAAGAUGACCUUCGCUGAACAUGAGGCAGAGGAUAAACUCAGACACAUUUUGGAGGAGAUCCAUGCUAACCUUUACAACAGAGCUUUUGAAGACCUAACAAAUCAUAUGGUGGUGGCCAAUACUAUGGAAGACUUUCAAAAAGAACUUGAAGCAGGAAAGAUUGUGCAGAUUCCCUUUUGUGGGGAAAUGGAGUGUGAGGACUGGAUCAAGAAAACUACUGCCAGGGAUCAAGAUCUUGAGCCUGGUGCCCCGUCCAUGGGAGCAAAAAGUCUCUGCAUCCCCUUCAAACCUCUCCGCGAGCUGCAGCGUGGAGCGAAAUGUGUCUGUGGCAAGAACCCCGCCAAGUUCUACACCCUGUUUGGUCGUAGUUACUGAGUUACUAGCGAAAACACCUUGUUCCUUAUCUCUGAACUCAACUUUUUUCAAUAAGACUGAAAUCUCCCCAGAUCUUAUCAGUUUUGUGACUUUUUAAAUAAUUCAAAAAACAAAGCCAUAAGAAACCAUAAAAAAACCCAGUCGUCAGUCUUAGACUAGCAGUAUUGCUCAGAAUUUUCUGUAAACAUCUCUAAUAUUAAAUACGUAUUGUGAGCUA
This is a messenger RNA of Chrysemys picta bellii (western painted turtle), 4894 nucleotides long. RefSeq names its product glutamyl-prolyl-tRNA synthetase 1 (gene EPRS1). Gene Ontology annotation, biological process: prolyl-tRNA aminoacylation; glutamyl-tRNA aminoacylation; translation. Lineage: Eukaryota; Metazoa; Chordata; Testudines; Emydidae. The record is from RefSeq and is a predicted model, not a curated record. Gene Ontology annotation, molecular function: proline-tRNA ligase activity; ATP binding; glutamate-tRNA ligase activity. Gene Ontology annotation, cellular component: cytoplasm; aminoacyl-tRNA synthetase multienzyme complex.